Messenger RNA from Rubroshorea leprosula, 1456 nucleotides. The record is from the annotation of a GenBank genome assembly. NCBI's taxonomy places the organism in Eukaryota, Viridiplantae, Streptophyta, Magnoliopsida, Malvales, Dipterocarpaceae.
GCUUCAUUUUGAAGAAAUAACUGAGUGAAUAAGUGAUAGGAAUUUGACAAUUUUAUGUUUUUGUUGUUCUGUAUUAGUUUGAAAACUUUCAUGAUAAUGGUAGGGAUGGAGGAGCUUUUACAUAAACAGCAUACUGAGAUGUCACGUAGGGCUAUGUCUGUUAUUAAAUUUGUGGAAGAAAGGUCACCGGCUGAUUCACUUGAGGUUGGUGACUAUUUGAAAGCAAUUGAAGACAUGAGCUUGAUGCAGCUUGGAUUCAAAGAUGUGCAGAUGUUCCUCUUCAAACCGAGGCUGAAUGUCUUUCACAACUUGGUUAGAUUACAUUACUGCAUCAACUGGCUUCAAGUGCCGGUAAGUUUGCUUCUCCAAGUGCCAUGCUGCUCCCUUACAUUUUGGAAGUUUGGUAUCUAUUUUGGUUUUUUAAUGUCAACAAUGCAAGAAAGGUAUUAUAGCAAGAUCUUAGGUAAAACUGUGUUAUAGCCAUUUUGGUUUUAUCAUGAGGGAAGGAGCAGAUAUAAAUUUAUGGGCCAUCAAAAGCAAGCAAACAUGAAUGCUUACUUUUUAGAGUCAUGAAGUGAAACCACUAUGGAUAAGAGACGGAGAAAAAGGCAGGGAUUGGGUACAGUUAAACUGAACCAUAUCUAGCCACCAUCAAGAUCAAUUGUUUCGUUUGUUGUAGCAAUUCUGUUUGAAGAGUAUAGUAGCUAUAACUCUGAGGCCUGUGAAGAAUUUAGUUGUCUUAUAGUCCAGUUAUUUCCUUCAUCUUUCUUAACUCUUGCAAAGACUGUCGUAGGGGACUUUCUUCCCCUGUUUUUUUUAUGGUAAUCUAAUAUACCAAGCCAAGCAGGACCUUGAACAAUUCUACAACUUUGCCAUUCACCUACCUGUGCUAAGUAAUGCUUGACAAAAUGGGCAGGCUACUUAUGUCCUGGAAGCGCUACAAAGUUGUGAGAUUUCUGAGCGUCAAGUGUGUGUUAGAUGGUGGAAGCUCGGCAGAUGGUUUUAUGGCUUUCGCAUGAGAGAUGAAUCCCAUUCUCGGUGGGUUUGUCUGGCAGAUCUGGCAACAGCCAAAGAAGAGGAAGUUCUUGCCGUUCUUUAUCGUGGUGCCAUUCACGAGGUUUUACGAGUUCAGAUCUCUAUGGCUAAUUCCACAUCCUCUCCCUGGUCUAGCCAAAGCACACAAAGACUGGAUUAGGGAAUAAGACUUGUAAGCGUGAUGAUGAACAUUGUGUGCAUGUAGUUUUAUAUCAUCAAUUCAUUAAAUAAUUCACAGUAAGCGUGUAAAUCUAUGUGUGUGCAUAAUUUAAACAUAUUGACAUGAAUAAGUAGAAAUGCCAAAAUAUUGUAUAUUUGUAGUCCUGUGCUCUCUGUAACCACAAAUUUCAUGUUAAUUCAAGUUCCUUUAUAUUUGAUUCUAAACAUCCGUGUUGUAGAGGAAUUAAGGUGAAAUUUUAGG